GGUGUGUCAAAAACUUAAAAGUGGCCACAAUUCUUCAAUUUUUUUUUGAUGCAACCAUCCAAUAUUCUUAGCACAGUCGAUUUUUCUUCCCUUUCACCUUAAUCCGUUCGUGCAGCAAACCGGCGCGCCUAUUCAGCGGGUUAAAACAAGCAGUAUGGACUGUGUGCGAUCAUGGAAGAGGGAAGGAAGGCUGAAAGUCCGCCAUUUCAUCCAACAUCAUCCAUCUCUAACGUUCCACUCCAACCACACAGCUUGAAAGUUCACUGAAAUUGCACUUCAGAGAAUGUCACGAUUCGAUAACGCAAUCCGGCUCAAGCUUUAUCUGCCGUGUGAGAAGCACAAAUCGCCAAAUCUCGACGGCCCAACUCCAAAUCUCUUAUGCGGGGGUUUGUUUCUCGACCUUGCUGUACCGGCACCGCCUUCGAUUUUGAAGUCCUUGUCUGUAAAAUGUCGCCGGAGAACGGGGUUCCGCAGAGGAACUGGCACCGGGGAAUCAUUUUUAUCAGUGAGCUUAUCGGCAGGGGAUAGAAAAAGAGAUGUGGUUGAUGGGAGUCCUGGGGAAUGUUUGAGACACAAUAGUGAUAAGGUCGGCAGUGCUGUGGAAACCGGAAGUGGAGCACCCUUGGAUCAGAAGCGAAUGAUUGGGUCUCGGAGACACGGAGCUGUCAAUACUACUAAACAUUUGUGGGCGGGAGCUGUCGCAGCUAUGAUAUCACGAACUUUUGUGGCCCCACUUGAGAGGUUGAAGCUAGAAUACAUAGUUUGUGGUGAACAGAAGGACAUAUUUGAUCUUAUUAAAGUCAUUGCAACUACUCAAGGCUUGAGAGGCUUCUGGAAGGGAAACUUUGUGAACAUACUUCGUACAGCUCCUUUUAAGGCGGUCAACUUCUGUGCUUAUGACACUUACAGGAAGCAAUUAACGAGAUUAUCUGGGAAUGAAGAAACUACAAACACCGAGAGGUUUGUUGCCGGUGCUGCAGCUGGUAUUACUGCUGCUCUUAUUUGCUUGCCGUUAGACACUAUUCGUACUAAAUUGGUGGCACCUGGUGGUGAAGCAAUGGGAGGUGUAAUUGGAGCUUUUCAUCAUGUGAUCCAAACAGAAGGGUUCUUUUCACUGUACAAGGGUCUACUACCCUCCAUUCUAAGCAUGGCCCCUUCAGCGGCAGUAUUUUAUGGUGUAUAUGAUAUAUUAAAAUCUGGUUAUCUGCGAUCACCAGAAGGAAGGAAAAGGAUGCAGAGUUUUAUGCAAAGGGAUCAGGAAAUGAGUGCUUUUGAGCGACUAGAAUUAGGACCAAAGCGAACAUUACUGCAUGGUGCCAUUGCUGGUGCUUGUGCAGAAGUUGCUUCCUAUCCUUUUGAGGUCGUGAGAAAACAGCUUCAGUUGCAGGGGAGAGCACCCAAACUGGGUGCAUUUGCAAUUACUUCCAAGAUAGUUGAAAAGGGAGGCAUUCCUGCUCUUUAUGCUGGAUUGUUCCCCAGCUUACUGCAGGUUUUACCUUCGGCAUCCAUGAGCUAUUUUAUUUACGAGUUCAUGAAGGUUGUUCUUAAAGUGGAAUGAUGGUACAUACAAAUUUUGUAUACCGAGCCAUGGGAGGAAAUUUGCUCUAGAGCAAUAGAAUGUAUUGCCAAUUUCACACGUUUCUUUUACUUCACAAGUUUUGCCACCUUGGGCAUGUACGAGCCUGUCCAAUUCUCCUAUGCUGUCCAUUAGUUUGGUGUGUUACAUAUAGAAUCCACUAUACAGUGUUUAUCUUGCAAUCCUUUUUUCUGAUGUAGAACACAUCCAAUUUGUUUUAUCUUUCAUUUUAAAUUUAAUUAUUAACUCUUUGUUCUUUCUUGAACCUGUGUUAGAUGAACAAAUAAAUCUCAGGAUAAAUGAUAUACUCAAAUCUGUGUUUUUC
Molecule: messenger RNA, 1901 nt
Organism: Cuscuta europaea
Lineage: Eukaryota; Viridiplantae; Streptophyta; Magnoliopsida; Solanales; Convolvulaceae
Source: the annotation of a GenBank genome assembly